Messenger RNA from Naumovozyma dairenensis CBS 421, 2412 nucleotides. RefSeq names its product Stb4p (gene STB4). The record is from RefSeq and is a predicted model, not a curated record. Gene Ontology annotation, molecular function: sequence-specific DNA binding; DNA-binding transcription factor activity, RNA polymerase II-specific; zinc ion binding. The transcript has a single exon. Gene Ontology annotation, cellular component: nucleus. NCBI's taxonomy places the organism in Eukaryota, Fungi, Ascomycota, Saccharomycetes, Saccharomycetales, Saccharomycetaceae. Gene Ontology annotation, biological process: positive regulation of transcription by RNA polymerase II; DNA-templated transcription. Bases 1 to 2412 code for a protein of 803 amino acids.
AUGAAUAUGACCGAUAUUAAUGGGAAAGAAGUCACUAAUAAGAAUAGACAAAGAUUAAGAGUACAAAGAGCAUGUGCCAUUUGUAAAAAACGUAAAGUUAAAUGUGACGGUAUGAAACCAUGUUCAAACUGUAUAAAACGUUCUAAAGACUGUACCUAUACUACUGCAUAUAAAAUACCCAAUAUGAAGUAUUCUCCAUCUUUAUCUCCUUCUUCAAAAACUCACUCUGUUUCAAUAGAGAACUCUCCGGCUGCUCCAGAUGCCUCCCUUGAUAUACGCCUUCACCAAAAAAAGGCUAAUCACGUAACGAAAAUAUUAAGAAACACUGAAAGAAAACCGGAGGAAGCACUUGUUAUUGAUCUUUUAUUAGGUUUAGGAAAUAAUGCUCCUUCUUCUUCUACUUCUUCAACUGCUGUAUCUAUAAACAAUAAGAAUAAUAAUAAUAAUAAUAACCAAUCAACGGAAGAUGACCUCAUCCGAAAUGACAAAUUAUCAGCAAUUGUUAGUCCUUCCAAACGAGAACAACAGCAGCAAAAUUGUCAACCCAUCCAUCACUUUUCACAGUUAUCAUUUUCACAUGAAAAAUAUCGUUUCCAUAGAAGAUAUCAAAAUCUUUUACCUUAUUAUUUCGGUAAAUCUUUGAUCUCAGAACUAUCUGACAAAAUAAUAAAGGAUAAUAAUUUGGAAAUACCAAGAAUACAAAACUAUGCUUGGAACCUUUCUGGAGGACAUUAUUUGAAAUUCGAUAUAACAACUUUACAAUGCUCUUUUUCAAAUUCUUUAUCAUCAUCGACUACAACUGCAACUAGUUCACAAUUCUUUGAUUUUGAAAAUAUUAUUCAUCUAUCAAUUAUUCGAAAAUUGUUAACUUUUUAUUUCAAAGAAAUAAAUAAGCCAUUUAAUAUUAUUCAUGAAUCAAUGUUUUGGGAUCAAUAUAAUAACGUAUUCAUUCAACAAGAAAAGCAAAAAAAUAUUGAAUCCACUAAAUUAUUCAAAUCAAUGUUAUAUUUAAUCAUUAUAACAACAUUACGUUUCCAAGAAGGAUUUCUAGAAGAAAAUGAUAAUGAUAUUCCCCAUACAAAAUUAACUAAAGAAGAAAAAAUCAUUUUAGAAUCAUUAAAAUCAGAAAAAGCCUUAGAAGAUUCAAUGUUUAAUUAUUCAUAUUCAAUAAUUUCUAAAUUAACAUUCGAAUGGGAAUCUUUCGAAUUGAUUCAAUCAUGGUUAUUAAUAACAUUCUAUUUAAGAACUUGUUAUAGACAAACUUCAUCAUGGCAUGCAUUAGGUCAAGCUAUUAAUUUAUGUAAUGGCAUGUCAUUACAUUUAAAUGAAUUCCCUCACAUUCAUUCCAAAUAUGAAGAAUCAAAACUUUUCCAUUGCUUUUGGGCUUGCUUCAUUAUCGAUAAAUUUAUCAGUUUCCAAUUAGGAAGAUUUUACUUAUUGCCAUUACCUAUUCAUCACAUGGAAUUCCCCUCAGAAUCAAACAGAUGCAAUGAUGGUACUGACUGGUUUAGUAAAGAAACUAUUCAACUAUUUCAUCUAUCAUUAAUAAUAAUGGAAUUACAAAAUAGAAACGCUGAAGAAUUAACAUUCGAACAAUGUGUCAAAAUUAGAAAUGAUCUAGCUAACUGGUUUGAUGUUCAUAUCGCUACUACCGUGGAUGAGUUUUUGUCCUCUUCAAAAUCACCAGCACAAAUUCAACCAUUAAUUUCAUAUUUAGACGUUAGAUUAUCAUUCGAAAUUAAAUAUUUAUUUCAUUUAAUUAACCCACCAGAUUUAACAACCCCAUGGUCACACAAUUUCCCAACUGAUAUUAGAAUAUUAAUUAAUAACAUAGAAUUAUCAAUUACGUUGAUUCAAUACCUGCUUGACGAAAAAUUAUUCUUUGUACCAUGGUGGCUAAACUUAUCGCAAUUAUUUACAGCAUCAUUAUCAUGUAUCAUAUUAAUUCAUUCAGGAAUUCAAUCAUCUAAAGUUAACAUCUUAUUGAAAAAAGCGAUUGAUAUUUGGAAUUCAUUGGAAAAUAGUAAUCCAAAGAAUAAACCAACAAUGAUAUCACAAUGUUUAUGGUGUUUAAGAAUGUUAAGUAAAUUAUCUCGUCUCGGAUUAAUGAAUUCGCAUUCAAUUCUGGAAAAUCUUGUUGGAGAAAAUAAUGGUGAUAAUAGUCCUAAUAAGAAUAAAUUCUCUCAAUUUGGUAAAGUCGAUGAAAAGGAAGAUGAAUCAAGCGAACGUGUAAAUGAAAAUGGAUAUACCAAUGAUAACGCACAAUCAUCUAUUCAUCAAUUAUUAAAUGAUCCAUCCUUAAGUGCUACCUUGUCAAGUUCAGUAGCAGUUUUUGAAAAUAACUCAACUAAUUUAUUAGAAGAUGGUUUAUUUUCGAACUUACAAUGGUUUGAUCAGGAUUUUGCCCUAUAA